AUGGCACCUACUUCCAAGGCAGAUACCUCGCGCUUUCCCCAGAGCCAGGACCCUAAGUCAGCCCGAGCCCAGGCCCAGCAGACCUCGAGUCAAAAGUCUGAAGAAGACAGCUGGUCGCCCAACCAGACCUUGUCCACACAUAUGGACGCCACCGGCCAUCCGGUGCCCGACCCCGUCACCGACACCAAGAGCAAGAAGUCGAAGGAGUUUGACGACGACGCUGACGUGUUCGAGGCUAUGACGGCGGACUUUGACUAG
Penicillium atrosanguineum is the source of this 258-nucleotide messenger RNA. RefSeq lists its product as uncharacterized. Lineage: Eukaryota; Fungi; Ascomycota; Eurotiomycetes; Eurotiales; Aspergillaceae. The transcript has a single exon. Bases 1 to 258 code for a protein of 85 amino acids. The record is from RefSeq and is a predicted model, not a curated record.